GUGUACGUCACGCCGCUCCCACAAUCUGUCAGAUUCAAGAUGGCGGCUGGGGACAAGAGAGGCAGACCUCCCUGCCUGAAUUUAACAGGCCCUGGGCCUUUGGGAAAUGGUCAGCCCAGCAACAGUGCUUAUUCAAUGUCUACGUCCAACAGUGGGGCCGCUUGUGCGGUCGGAGGGGCCCAAGGGGCUGCAAGGCGCACUAACCCACAGUCGGGGCCUGUCGGAGGCGAAAGCACCAGUGUUGCAGCUGUAACUCCACCGACUGUACAGAACUCUAUUCAGCAAGCCGCAGCUCAAAGCGCCGCGGCUGGGUCAUCUGGAGCGAUGUCGAGCACCCCUACGAACAUGACUGCGACUGCAGCAACGAAUGCCUUCGCUGCAAGUGUACCGGUAACUCAUUCCUCGUUGUCGUCAGCACCAGCUGCUGCUGUUUUGGUUUACCGGGAGCCAGUGUACAAUUGGCAGGCGACAAAAAGCACCGUAAAGGAACGUUUUGCGUUUUUGUUCAAUAACGAGGUUCUGAGUGACGUUCAUUUUUUGGUGGGGAAAGGUAUGGGUGUACAGCGAAUUCCCGCUCACAGAUUUGUUCUGGCUGUGGGAAGUGCAGUCUUUGAUGCUAUGUUCAACGGAGGUAUGGCGACCACCUCCACAGAGAUCGAACUUCCAGAUGUGGAGCCGGCUGCAUUUCUGGCAUUGCUAAAGUUCCUGUACUCUGAUGAAGUCCAGAUAGGGCCUGAGACUGUGAUGACGACACUGUACACAGCCAAGAAGUACGCUGUGCCGGCCCUAGAGGCCCACUGUGUGGAGUUUCUCAAGAAGAACCUACGGGCUGACAAUGCCUUCAUGCUUCUCACUCAGGCUCGACUCUUUGACGAGCCCCAGCUCGCCAGCCUGUGUCUGGAGAACAUCGAUAAGAACACUGGAGACGCGCUGGCGGCAGAGGGCUUCACGGACAUAGAUCUGGAUACAUUGGUGGCUGUGCUGGAGAGGGACACUCUGGGCGUGCGGGAGGUGCGUUUGUUUGUGGCGGCGGUGCGCUGGGCGGAGGCAGAGGCCCAUCGGCAGCAGCUACAGCCCACCCCAGAGAACAAACGCAGGGUCCUGGGCAAGGCCCUCACCCUCAUCCGCUUUCCACUCAUGACUAUCGAGGAGUUUGCCGCAGGCCCGGCCCAGUCUAGUAUCCUGACAGACAGGGAGGUGGUGAGUCUGUUCCUUCACUUCACCGUGAACCCGAAGCCCCGCGUGGAGUUCAUCGACCGGCCUCGCUGCUGCCUGCGGGGGAAGGAGUGCAGCAUCACACGCUUUGGACAGGUGGAGAGUCGCUGGGGCUACAGUGGAACCAGUGACCGCAUCCGGUUUUCAGUGAAUAGGAGGAUCUUUGUGGUGGGAUUUGGGCUUUACGGCUCCAUCCACGGACCCACAGAUUACCAAGUCAACAUCCAGAUCAUCCACACGGACAGUAACACAGUUCUGGGUCAGAACGACACGGGCUUCAGCUGCGACGGCUCGUCCAACACCUUCAGAGUCAUGUUCAAGGAGCCCGUGGAGAUCCUGCCCAACGUCAACUACACAGCCUGUGCCACACUCAAGGGUCCCGACUCUCACUACGGGACCAAGGGCAUGCGCAAGGUGACCCACGAGUCGUCUUCCACCGGCACCAAGACCUGCUUCACCUUCUGCUACGCUGCAGGCAACAACAAUGGCACCUCAGUGGAGGAUGGCCAGAUCCCAGAGGUCAUCUUCUACACAUAAGCUGACCUUAUGAUCUCAGGGGUCACAGGACUGCUGAGAGACUCCGGCUCUGUUUGAAUAUUUAACAAAUGCCAUACUAUGCCCAGUGGUAUUUCCUUGACGAUAUCUAUGGUGGAAAUGUCAUCGGUUGGAGUUUUGAAUUUGCUGUAGUUUGGUAGGAGCCUCCACGUGCCCAGGCCUGUCACAGAGCAAGGCAUGGUAGUUGUCAGCUAUUCAAACAUGGUCCUUGUCUCUCUCCCUCACUCUCAACUAACCCCUUUUAUUGCAUACCAUCUGUAGAGAGGGGUCUAUUUCAGGGUGAGAGAGGGUGUGAGAGGCCUGGGUCAACAUACCGUGGCUCCCAUAUUUCUGGGAUUAAGGUACAGAAUGGAUGGGGGGGAAGAGUCUUAAAUUGUUCACAACUUAUUGACUGUUACUUAGGCAAAGAAUGAAGGUAGGACAUUUAUUUCCAAUGCCAACCUUUUGUAUUGUCUGUUUACCUGUAGGGAGUGAGAUAGACCCAGGAACUCCUAUGUAUGUCCAGACUGUUACCCUACCAAUCAGGUUUGUUCAAAUGGGAUCCAUUCUACUGGUCAGUGCUAAUCAAUGACCAUCCAGUCCCCACACCCUUCCUCUAGUUUCUCAGGGUGUAGAAUACUGGAUAGUUGGGGCGGGGGGCGGGCAAUCACCAGCUUACAUUUUCUCUAAUUGCACCAUAGGAGUAGAGGUUGACAUGGAAUUAGGCUUUGAAUGUGAUGAAAAUAACCCCACCUCUCUGGUCCAGUGGAGGUCUUGGCUUUGGGAAAUGGACAACCACAAGGCCUAAAGCAUUCCAGGAAAUGAUUCAGUUGAAGUAGUCGUCAAUUUACCGCAACGUCCAGCUCAAGUUUGACUUUUAACCCAGCCCAUCCAAACUGGAGGUGUCAAGGCUGCUAUAUUGGGCACUAGAGGAGCAAUUAGGGUCAACUGACUGGCUCAGGGACAGAAUUACCGGUUAUGUAGGUGGCUCUGGGAUUUGAUUUAGCAACCUCUUGGGUACCAGUCUGAUGCUCUAACCACCAAUCAUCCACAAGGGUGAGCAGGCCAGCGAGGUGGCUUCCGUUUGAUCGUCCCUGCCUUGUGAGAAUCCCCCUUUUGAAAGUUCAUAUUGUUGACACCUAAAUGUUGACUCAUCCUGUAGCUAUUGUUUGUGGCCAAAGCAUUAAAAAAAGUGUACCUCAAACCAAGGCAGAAAUAACUAAUUUAUACUUCAGUUAGCGUUACGGUUUAUGAUUCACUGGCCAAUCAGUGAUUUAAGGAUUAGCUAGUGAAUAUGAUUACUUUAAUAUACAUCCACAUUGUUACUCAUUCAAAAACUACUUGCACGUAAUAUAUUUAAUGGAAAUCUGGGAACACUGGGUAGUUUAAUUUCUGGCAAGAAUUUCAGCAAGUAGUGUGCCGAUGAUGUCACAGUAGUUGGCCCAAAGCUUAAGGAUCACAAACUGCAAGGUCACUUUAACCUUUACUGAAACCAUAUCCUAACCUUGGCUGGAGUUUUAUCAAACCUGUUGUAGUAAUACUCAUCACAUGCCCACACUUAGUUCUGGAAUAUGAAAGCCUACUUGUGAAGGGACUUGCCCUGCUAGUAGUUGUAGGUUUCAGCAGUAUCCAGACCAGCCCAGGUGAAUUGGAGAUUAGAAAGAGCUACUGCAAAGGUUUGAUGCAAUUGUUUGUGACUAAAGGAAAUGGUCAAGAUUCCCCCUUUGGAAUGUCUGUCCGAUUAUAACUGUUUUGACAGCCCCAACAUGUUCUCCACAACUGUGGUUUAUGGUUGUGUAUAUUAUACUGGCAUUUAACAUUUAUGUAUUUUGAAUUCAAAAUGGAUUAAAUGAUGUUGAAAAGUC
This is a messenger RNA of Esox lucius (northern pike), 3614 nucleotides long. It is a transcript of the gene btbd2b, whose product is annotated as BTB/POZ domain-containing protein 2. Gene Ontology annotation, molecular function: protein binding. Gene Ontology annotation, biological process: neurogenesis. The record is from RefSeq and is a predicted model, not a curated record. Gene Ontology annotation, cellular component: P-body; cytosol. Bases 40 to 1752 code for a protein of 570 amino acids. The transcript has 9 exons. NCBI's taxonomy places the organism in Eukaryota, Metazoa, Chordata, Actinopteri, Esociformes, Esocidae.